UCGCACCCGAUCCCUCAUUUCCCGGUUGCUUGCCUUCGAGCCGGCCCUGCAUACAACAGUGCCCCUCCUGUUUGGCUACAAUCUACUGCUACACCAACCGAACACCUCUUCCAGUCGCACCAGACUGUGUAGGGUAUAUCCGGUUGUUUAUACUUUCUCUUUUCCAUCAUGGAUGUUUCAUCCAACAUGGGGUGUCCCGCCCCUUUCACUUUUGGCUCCUGUGACGAUGCUCCGAAAGGCGCGUCUUCCGGGGCGCAGCCCCAGGGUCGGCCCAACGCCCGGAGGCGGCGUCAUUCCCACUUCUUGCAGAGGAGAAAGUCCAUCGUCAACCAUCUUAUGGAGGGCGAGGAAGGCCUGCUUCUCAAAUUGGAUCUUUUCUUGACCGAGCUCGAACGGCGGCUCGAGGAUUGGGAAAACUAUGCGGAACUUAGCUUGGACUCUAACAUCUCGGCCGUCUUCGAGACCCUGCAGGCUGUUCGGACACGAUGCUCGCAGGCCUCGGAGGAGGUCAUGGGUGCCGGGCGGAGGCGACUGCACGUUAUGGUGGAGACACUCGAAUCUGGCUAUCACGAGGCCUUGUCUGCGGCUGGCUCGCUGAACGAGAAGGCAAAGGUCGGCAUCGAAUUGCUCGAUGAGAUGCUGCAGGAGAUGGAGGAGCAGGCGGCGAGGUUCCGCGAGAAGGGGCUUGCGAAUGCCGCCGAGAGCCUCAUAGACGAGGCGCACCGCGUUGUCGAUGGGGGCAUCGAGAGAGCGAUCCGUGCCGCCGAGACCCUCGAGGACCAUGUUCAGCGCGCCAUCACCCGGGCCAGAGAGCACGGCUUGAUCCGGUACGAAGAUCUGCCGAUACCCUGGAGGACCAACCCGCACAUCACCAAGGGCUACCGCUUCUCCGAGACCAAACUCGCCUGCGUGAGGUCAGCCUUCACCUUCUCCAACGAGCUCGUCAAUAUCUGGUCCCAUACUAUCGGCCUCGUUCUCGUCCUCGCCAUCGCCUUCUACUUCUACCCCACGAGCACAAACUUCUCCCAGAGCUCCAAGACCGACAUCUUCAUCGCGGCAGUCUUCUUCUUUGCCGCUUGCCAGUGUUUGAUCUGCAGUGUCAUCUGGCACACGAUGAGCUCAGUCGCCGAUGUUGGCCUCAUCUCCAUGUUCGCUUGUGUGGAUUAUACCGGCAUCUCCCUGCUGAUCGCCGCCUCCAUUAUGACAACCGAGUACACCGCCUUCUACUGCGAGCCCGUGAGCCGUUGGGUCUACAUGGUUACCACCGCUCUCUUGGGCAUCGGCGGCGUUGUCCUUCCGUGGCAUCCCCGGUUCAACGGCCAGGAUAUGGCAUGGGCGAGGGUUGCCUUUUACGUCGCGCUCGCGGCGACCGGCUUCCUCCCGAUUGUCCAGCUCUCGAUCACGCGCAACCCCGAAGCGGUCUUCGAGUUUUACACUCCGAUCGGCAAAUCGCUUCUUGUCUAUUUGGUCGGCGCUCUAGUCUAUGCCAGCAAAGUCCCCGAGCGGUGGCGCCCCGGCAUGUUCGACUACGUCGGUGGCAGUCACAACCUUUGGCACAUUGCUGUGCUCGGGGGUAUUCUGUUCCAUUACACAGCUAUGCAAGAAUUAUUCGCCCACGCCUUCAAACUCGCCAAGGACGGUUGCACAGCAUACUGAGUUUCCCAUCUCCAUCUGCUUUUCGGCUCAAUCCAGGGGGGCAGGCACAGGGGCUGUUUCCUUCAGGUGGCCACAUGGCAGCACCGUCGACCGCACACCAUCCGUCUUCUCCUGUGGCGCGCUACGCUUUGCUGCUGGCUCAGAAUGCUGGCAAUGGGGGUUGUCCUCAUGCGUUAUGCCAUCACCGCCACCGCUUUCGGUGAAGCAUCACGGGUAAUCCGACUGCUCAAAUCUCAUGGGAG
Chaetomium fimeti is the source of this 1898-nucleotide messenger RNA. RefSeq names its product hemolysin-III related-domain-containing protein. Gene Ontology annotation, cellular component: membrane. Gene Ontology annotation, biological process: intracellular zinc ion homeostasis. The transcript has a single exon. Lineage: Eukaryota; Fungi; Ascomycota; Sordariomycetes; Sordariales; Chaetomiaceae. The record is from RefSeq and is a predicted model, not a curated record. The coding region runs from base 169 to 1656 and encodes 495 amino acids. Gene Ontology annotation, molecular function: signaling receptor activity.